This is a messenger RNA of Stereum hirsutum FP-91666 SS1, 2126 nucleotides long. RefSeq lists its product as uncharacterized. The coding region runs from base 220 to 2022 and encodes 600 amino acids. Lineage: Eukaryota; Fungi; Basidiomycota; Agaricomycetes; Russulales; Stereaceae. The record is from RefSeq and is a predicted model, not a curated record. The transcript is spliced from 3 exons.
GUCCCUGUAUUGGAUAUCUGUCGAAUCCUCGCAUUGUCCUACUAGUGUAUCUUUAUCGGCUAUUCCUUGUGCGGUUACGGUUGUUUGUGUUUGUUGAACUCGGAAGUCUCGUGCUCGGUAAGCCAAACUCUGUCGGCUUCUUGCCACAGUGCGAUUCCGUCAUUCACAUCAACCUGGAGAUACCACAUAGGCUCUAAGUAGCCAAACUACGCGACUGGCAUGAUACUCGACACCCGGAGCUCCCGCGAAAAGCGACGGUCCGCUAUGGACCAAGAGAUAUUUGACCUCACGGAGCGCAUCAAACAACUCAAAACAGAGCGCAAUGCGCUUUGUUCGAUUUCCCUCCUUCCAGACGAGAUCCUAUCCCACAUCUUCUUUGUCUAUGGUGCCAUCGUCGAGGAUCCAUACCGCGGGGCUUGGACGAAACUCAUGGUCGUUUGCCGCAAGUGGCGGCUACUCUGCAUGGCCCAUGCCGCUUUGUGGUCUUUCUUCUCAGCACACCGCAAAUCGACACACGGAGGUCUUGACUUCAUGCAACGCCUUAGGCUUUCGGCGCAGUAUCCAUUGUCCGUGCAGUUCGACUUUCCGGGAGACAGCCUCAUUAUAGCGCACUUUACCGUUCAUGAGCACGUGCAUAGGAUCCGAACAUUGUCGGUGUAUGCGAGCGGCAUCGGCGACUUCGAGCACAUAUUCCAGGACAUCGGCGACUUCCCUGUGCUCACUGAGCUCAAGCUCGAUACCUGGGCGACUGAUCUCUGGGCCAUGGGACGCUCAAUGGAAGAGGCUAUCAGUCCUCGUCUUCAAUCCCUCGUCCUUCGCAACGUCAUAUUUUCCUCGUGCCACCUGCUCGCCAACUUGACCACGCUCUCUCUCGAAGGCUCCAAUGGACAAGCUUCCGACGUCAACCUCCCAAAACUGCGCGAUAUUCUCGGUAUUUUGUCCCGUUCUCCGCGUCUCCACACGCUCAAACUCCAACAGUACUGGGCCGAAAGAGAUCUCUCUCCGGAGGAUUACAAUUUCGGCCCAAUUACCCUGAACCACCUUCACACAGUUGACCUCUUCGCUGCCGUUGGACAUCUAUGCGUAUUGUUCCAGACGCUCCAAAUGCCUCCCAAAGUGUUACUCCGCAUCCUCGUCCGUGGAUCCUGGGGCGGCGACUGGCUCAAACCUCUUCUUGUCCCUCUCCGACGCCAUCUCCACCGCCCAGGCGGCCCCGUCUUUCGCUCGCUGACCAUCGAGAAGACCUCGCCGUCAUACGUCUCAUUCUCCGCAAACACAAACGACAGCUGUCCCCCGCCUCUCGUCUUGCUCCCCCAAAACGACGUUCCAUUCAGCAUCACCACCUACCCCUCCCGACAACACGAACUCCGCUCCAUCCUCUCCAAGCUCAUCCACGCCCUUCCCUUCGACGCAUCGUCCGUGAACCUCGACGCAACGUGGGUAUCGAGCGAAUUUACGCCCGAGACGUGGUGCAUGGUCGGGAGGGCGCUCCCUCAGCUGAAGCGUAUAGAGAUCGGCGUGGGACACCAGAUGGUGGCAAUGUUGAAGGGGUUCAUGUCUGCGCUUGAGCGUGAGCCCACGCAAGGUAUCUCUGGGCGCAGGCGCAGGCGUAUCGCGAAGAAAGUGGCUCUGCGUCCGGACAAACUCUUCUUGCACUUCAAAAUCUGGCGUUCUUUUCGCGAUGGGCAGCCUCCGGCUCUGGACAGUCGUCGCCUCUGGUUCGAUACAAUACUACACACGAUGGAGCGAUAUCGAGACCUCCAAACGGUCAAUAAGCAUGCGGGGGAGUUGUGGGAUACGCUGCAGUUCGAUAGGGGUCAUGGGGGAGAGGAGAAUGAGGAUAUAAAGGCAUAUCGGGAUAGGCUCUUUGGCGUUGUGAAGACCGUGAUAAUUCAUGACGACAUAUACAAUCCGGCUGUGUGGCGGGCGAGACAGGAGAAGUGGAGGAGGCAAGAGCAGAGGGCCCGCUUGGCCUUGGACGCAGGGGAAAUGCCUCGCUUUGACGACAGCGAUGAUGAUUGAUAUGGUGUUCGGCACGUUCUGUGUAUUAUUGACUUCAUGCACAUGAUGGACUUUAGCUUGUAGUUCUUCCCUUAUAUAUAUCUGCAACGCCCUCUGCGUCGUGC